AUUUCCGAAACUGCUUGCUGAUUCAAAAUGGCGGCGCCCAUACAAAUGAGCGGGUUUUACUAAAGAUAUUGUUGGAUUUUUGUAAAUUUUAUGCGACAUGAACCGCGCUGGGGAUUCCGGGACGCGGCAGGGGCAGGCGAGGAACAUGAACAUGAACGGGAGGGCGAGCAUCAAGAGCUUCCUGCUGCGGGCGUGGCGGGAACGCUGGACGGAGCUACAGUGGAGCGUCAACUUGAAGCAAGCUUUUCCCGGAGGGUCUAUGGACCAGUACCAACUUGCAGAGUGUAUCCUGCAGCAGGCAUUUGUUGGCCCCACCCCGAACACCCUGGUCCUGUCGUACCUCCGACACGCUCUCAGUUCACAGGUCGUGUCGUACGGGGCUUUCCUCAACGCUCUCACUAAGUACGAGGAUGUUACCAGACCACUCUGCACCAGAACCUUGCUGGACCUUCUCAACUGUUACGCAGCUCAUGUCAGCUGCCUGGGUACCCCUGACUCCUGUCUGCUCCUGUGUAAGUCUCUGGUCCUGACCGUCCUGUGGUUACUGAGGUGUGUCAGCCAGGCUGUGGAGAAGCUGAAGGAGUCGACAGAGUACGCUGACAUCCUGCGUGUGACAGGAGAGGUUCUGGGGAAACUGUUAGGAAACGGACAGACCAGGGCACUGCUUUAUGUAGGAAAGAUGGAGGAAACAGCUGGAUGGAGUAAGCUGGAGCAGCUACAGACCUCCCUGCACGACUCCAUCCAGUCCCUGGCUCAGUCCGGGCUGAUCGUGCGCGACACGGCCAGCGGUCUGCAGCAGGCGUUCUACCAGCUGACACAGCUGCCGCACGGGAAGACGCUCUCCCCGCCGGGUCCGACACACGGCCACGGAGCGCUCAACUCCAGCAUCGCCGUUCUGUCCUUCAUCGAGGCGACCCUCAACACCACCAGUGACACACAGCUGUUUGUGGAGCUGCUGCUCCUCAUAGAGAGAUUGAAUAAAAUCCCUCGGCCCCGUCUGUAUGCCCAGGUGUGUCAGGCCUGUCUGAUGGGGCUGAUCGACUCUGCUGAGACGAAUGACGAACUCAAGUGGACAGCUUUCACAUUCCUCAAGAUUCCUCAGAUUUUCCAGAGGUUGAAAACCUUCACCCAGGAAGGAAAGGAUGGUAGGGAGGAGAUUUACCAAGGAUUUGAACUCCUGCUGAGACUACAGCCUCUGAUCGACAAGGCUGAUGUCAAGAACAAUUGUGACAUCAUGCAGCAGCUACUACAGGAGUGUGGGAAGAAGGACCUUCUGGCCGACACACAGACCAAGAAACUUCUGGAAAAAAGGGCUGUUGACAGGAAGAAUCUGAAGACCAAACAGGACCCUCCCCCAUCCCAACCCAACCCUACCCUCAUCCUGAGAGCAGAACCUACUGUCACCAACAUCAUCAAGACCAUGGAAGCAGACUACUCUAAGAACCAGGACAUGAUCCUGGGUGUGCUGGGUCACAUGAUGUCAGGGAAGAGUUUUGAGUUAAUUACAGCAGCAGCUGCCACAACGGGAAAACUGCAUAUGUUUGCCAGCAGACUUAUCAAGUUUAAUGAAUUCGCCAAGCAUUCCAGUGGAGAGGGAAGUAAGGUAUCCCUGAGUCGAGCUGUGUUGUUUGACAUCUCCUUCCUCAUGCUGGGCUACAUCUGUGUCAUGUAUGGUACUGAGAUAGUGUGCACCACCAGUGCAGGGGCAGGGAACGAACCAUUCUUUGAGACGUGGGUGGGGCAGUGUCUGCCCAUCGAGCAGAAGUGCCGCCCCGUGGAGAACAUGGCACAUCCUGACCCUGCCCGGGUGGAGAGUCUCCUCACACAGAUCAACUCAGGACAGGAGAUCAAGACCAGCCUGCAGAGAUGGCAGGACGUCUGCACAAACAUCCCGUUUGCCAUCCAGGAGAUCCUGACAGCCUGGGAGAACGGAGCACUCAGCGCUGAUGCUGUACAGAAGUUCUGUGACAACAUCAAGCGUCACAUGUGCUGCCUGCCGGUGUGUAUCGCUGCCUGGCUGUGCAGCUACAUGCAGGGACUCACCGCUCCGGAGAGGGAAAAACCACUUAAGCUGCUGAAACACAUGCUGUCUCCUAUACAGGGGGACCCCACCAUGUCUCAGUAUAAUGAGAGGUCGAGUCUGAUGAUCCACAUUAUAAAGAAGAUCAGUGGAGACCUGCUGUCUGCCAAGUCCUCCAGGUCAGCCGGGGAUGCCCGGGAUGUCAUGGGAGGGGCCGAGACAGGCAGGCAGGUGUAUGCAGGAGUAUUUGGCCAUGCCAUGCAGCAGGGCUGGGUGGACGGCCGGGGCAUCUGUUCGGCCGACAACAUGCUGACCAUCGGGGGAGCGCGCUGGUUCUGUCACUCUGCGGUCAGGGAGAUCCUCAAGUGCAGUAGGAGAGAAGACCUGAUACAGUCUGUGAACGUAGCCCUGGCGCUGUUCCAGUUGGACAGCGAGCCUGUGGCCGUCGCGCUGUUAUCACACGUCAUCCCCGCUCUCCUACUGGACUCCUCCAAGCGCGAGCUGCUGUGUAACCCGCGCGGCGCGACCCUGGCCAGGCUGGCCGUGCAGUGCACCGCCAUGGCCUUCCUCACACAGAACAACGACCGGCGGCGCAACGGGAGGUCACGGAGUCGGAAGAGAGGCAGGGAAACAGACAGGGAGUACGUGGUGUCGCCGGCGUCUAGCGGCAGCGGGAAGGAAGACGAGAGGCCGUCCAAGUUACGGAUUCUGCUCAGCGCUCCUGAGAACGAGGCACAGAAUCCUGCCAUGCAAGUGAAUCUCCCAUCCUACAGUAGUAAUGAACAACCAAAGCUCGCUGCACAAAUCAGCAACGUCAACUUCAAGGAACCGCUCAACCACGCACUCGUUCGGUUGUUCCAGCUGUUCUCAGAUAUACUGACGGACAGCUCGGUGGGACCCCAUACCGCGUUCGUGGUUUCGUUUGUGCAGGAGUCAGUGAGGACUGGGGAACAGGCGAGCAAGGCUAUACUACAGUUCAUGCCUUUCUCUAUGCUGCCAGCCCUGUUGCAGUGUUCUUCGGGAGUCUUCAGUCCAGAGGACAUCACCCUCAUGGGAGACCUGACUCUGCCCAUGGUGCGGAAAGUCAUCGCCAAGGCUGUCUGUUACUACAGACCCAUCUGAUCCAACAAAUUUAAGAACAAGUAGGAAUCAGAGAUUUCGUGACAGAAAUCAACAAAUAUAGCAACAAGUAGGAAUCAGACAUUUUGAG
This is a messenger RNA of Branchiostoma belcheri (Belcher's lancelet), 3230 nucleotides long. Its product is annotated as mediator of RNA polymerase II transcription subunit 24-like. Lineage: Eukaryota; Metazoa; Chordata; Leptocardii; Amphioxiformes; Branchiostomatidae. Gene Ontology annotation, cellular component: mediator complex. The transcript is spliced from 24 exons. Bases 98 to 3142 code for a protein of 1014 amino acids. Gene Ontology annotation, molecular function: transcription coregulator activity. The record is from RefSeq and is a predicted model, not a curated record.